Molecule: messenger RNA, 1325 nt
Organism: Chaetomium strumarium
Lineage: Eukaryota; Fungi; Ascomycota; Sordariomycetes; Sordariales; Chaetomiaceae
Exons: 1
Coding region: 145-1077 (310 amino acids)
Biological process (GO): exocytosis
Cellular component (GO): cell tip; Golgi to plasma membrane transport vesicle
Molecular function (GO): guanyl-nucleotide exchange factor activity
Source: RefSeq, a predicted model, not a curated record
GACAACAUCUCGCAUCUCUCAAACUUCCAAGUCAUUGCCGCCACCGCGAAAAAAGAAACGGUCGGCCAGGGUGGUCCUGAAAUUCUCAAUCGGUCGCGAACACAUUCAACCGAAAACAUUCUCGCACACAGCAGUUCCGGCAUCAUGACCAUCGCAACCAUGACUGUGGCAGGCGCGGGGACCUUGACGACUAUACCAUCUUCCACGUCCUGUUGCCCAAACUGUGGCUUCAAGGUGGACCUGCCACCCUUUGAAGAAACACAAGCGGCCCUCGCCAACGCGCAGAAGCAGAUCUCCGACCUCGAAGCCCAAGUGCGCCUCCUCAACCAAAAAGCCUCCGCCGCCGUCGAUCGCUGGGCCGACUACGAAGACGAACUCGCCAGACUGCGCGCCCAGCUCGAGUCACGACCGAAAACCCCCACACCACCGGUCGACUCCGCAUCAAACCAACAACCAACCUCUCUCCCAACCCCGCCCAGCUCCGUAGCCGGGCUCCCUACCCCGUCGCCCUCUCGCGCCUCAUUUCUCACCACCAGCGCCGCAUCCCGCAUCUCGGCUCUCCUCUCGCGCAAGUCAGCCCCGAACCUAAAACCUCUCCCCUCAGCACCACCACCACAAUCCUCCCAGCGAUCGUCGCCGGCGGCACCAGGACCGAGUCCCAUCCCGUCACUACCCUCUUCCGCGUCGUUCGCAACAUCCACCACCGCCACCACCACCGCACGUGCCGGUCCCGCCUCCCCGCCACCAUCAGUACCCACCUCGAGCCACCUGACGACCGAAGACCUGCUCUCCGCGUUGUCGCGCGAGCAGGCGCUGCGGCAGGAGGCCGAGGCCAGGAUGCACGACGCGAGCCGCGAGGUGGAGGAGCUGAGCGCCAGCCUGUUUGAGCAGGCCAACGAGAUGGUGGCGACGGAGCGGCGGGCGCGGGCGAAGCUGGAGGCGCGGGUGGGCGAGUUGGAGCGGCGCGAGGCCGACAAGAGGAAGAGGCUGGACAGGCUGGAGCGGGCGGUCGGGAGGAUCGACAGGGUGAGGAGCGUUCUGGGGGAACUUGAGGAAGAGGAGGGGAGGGCAAAAUGAGGAAAGGGUGGAAAGGGAGGAAAUGCAGGGAGGGCGGUAUAUGACGACAUGAUAUAACACCGGUUUGGGAAUGGAAAGCCCCAUAGAUACGGUAAGGUCUCGCUGACCGAGUUCAUAAUUGGGAUUGCAUCUGGGGAUAUAUCCGGCACAGGUAGAGGUACAUAAGCGAUGGGAGGUUACGGUCGGGAGCAGGUCUGGGGCAUCGGAACACGCAUCUUGGUAGGCGUUGCAGGUAGAACAAGAGUUUG